AUGGAGGUGGGCAAUGGAACAUUCAUCACUGAAUUUGUCCUUCUGGGAUUUCCUGAACUUCAUGGAAUAAGGAUGGCGUUUUUCACUCUUGUUCUUCUGAUGUACCUCAUUUCAGUCUUGGGAAACUGUCUGAUCAUCACAGUGGUCUUCAUGGAACCCAAACUCCACAUGCCCAUGUACUUCUUCCUCAGCAACUUUUCUUUGGCUGAACUCUGGAGCACCACAGUGGUGGUCCCAAAGAUGCUGACCAACCUCGCCUUGGACCAAAACACCAUCUGCUUCACCUGCUGCAUGGCACAAAGCUAUGUUGCAUUCUCUAUGGGAGCCACACAGUUCUUCAACCUCACUGUCAUGUCCUUUGACCGUUACACGGCCAUUUGCAAACCUUUUCUGUAUAAUGCCAAGAUGACGAAUGGACUCUGCUUGUCUCUUUCGUUGCUGACUUGGUUCAGUGGGUUUACGCUGAACUUUUUUCAGGCGAUUGUUGUCUGGGCUUAUCCCUACUGCAGGCAAAAUGUCAUCGACCACUUCUUCUGUGAUGUUGGGCCUCUUUUGAAAUUAGCUUGCGUUGACACAACUUUGAUGGAGCUUAUUGGCGUCUUUUAUGGGGCUGUCGUCAUGUGGGGCUCAUUUCUCUUCACGCUGGUUUCUUAUGCAUGCAUCAUCACCACUAUAGUCCGGAUCCCAUCUGUCAGUGGACGAUCAAAAGCCUUUUCCACGUGCUCUUCCCAUCUCACUGUGGUCGGCAUCCUCUAUGGGGCAACCUUUUUUAUGUACCUCAGACCGUCGACCCAAGGCGACACCCGGAUCAACAAAAUGAUGUACCUGAUGAUUAUAGUUGCUUUGCCCAUGAUGAGCCCUUUCAUCUUCACAAUCAGGAACCACGAGUUCAGAGCUGCCACCAAUAAAGUACUGAGCAUAUUGGACCGUAUUCCUCCGUUUGCAUUCAUGGAGGUAAUGAAGCAGCAGGUGCCCAUGAAAAAAUGCCCCCCGUGCUCUCGGAAACUGUGA
This is a messenger RNA of Euleptes europaea (tarantolino), 1011 nucleotides long. RefSeq names its product olfactory receptor 6X1-like. The record is from RefSeq and is a predicted model, not a curated record. NCBI's taxonomy places the organism in Eukaryota, Metazoa, Chordata, Lepidosauria, Squamata, Sphaerodactylidae. Bases 1 to 1011 code for a protein of 336 amino acids. Gene Ontology annotation, biological process: G protein-coupled receptor signaling pathway. Gene Ontology annotation, cellular component: membrane. Gene Ontology annotation, molecular function: G protein-coupled receptor activity; olfactory receptor activity. The transcript has a single exon.